GGCAUAUCAUCAUCAUAAUCAUCGUCAUCAUCAUUGCUAUAGUAUUGCUACCGCGUAGUCUUCUUCACCAAAUAGCUAGCUACCUACCUACCUAUAGCCACAGACAAGCUACUAUAAACCAAGGUACUCUAUAACUAGGUACCUAACCUAUAUACUCUCUUACGAUGUCGUCAUCGCCAUCCACAAUCGAGGCUCUCGCCCGCUGGGCUCGCCUCAAAAAGUACCGUAUCGAGGUCACCUAUGGCGUGUACGUCUUCACGCCUGUAGAGAAGGCCAUCUUCUGGACCAUCUUCUGCUUCCUGUUUACCACCAUCUCCUUCGCCGCCGUCCUCUACACCCAACGGAACGUUCUCUUGUUGCUCAGAUACGCCUCCUCCUCCUUCUACGUCGGCGGCGAGGGCCAUAUCAUCAACAACGUCGUUCCGAACUUGUUCCCCAGGAGCGGCGUCCCGCUGGGCAUGGCCGGCUCCGGCAUAACAUCGGUCGCCGAGACUAUGAGUACCGCGGCCAACUCCCAGAUCCCAUAGGUACCUGUCUCAACCAUGGGAAAUCCGUAUGGGAGCGUGUGUGUUCGUUCCAUCGAAGGGGCGCUGGUGGCUGCACGAGAAUCAGAUUUCUAUUUGCUUGUUGAGAAGGGAUGGAAUCCUGGGGAACCUAGGUACUACGAUUAGAUCUGAGACCACACCACCUGAAGUUCACAUACCCCUUGUGCAGCGCGCAUAGGCCAUAGGUCGCGUGUAGGGAAGCUAAUAGUGUGUGGUAUAAAUACGAUGUAUCACGCUAUCCUCUUGCACGACGGGACCACCAAGAAAGUUUCCGAGGGCGAGCUAUGCCGCAAUUACACUUUACUUCCCGUGGCUUUUUGGCGUUGCGAAUAAGCACAUCUGGUAUGACGUCUCUGGGCGUGUUGACAAGAAAAAUUGGGGGAAUAAGUGAGCUGGAUGGAAUAGGGGCAGGGAUAGGGGAGGAACUGGUAGGCGGAGGCUGGUUACGAAUUAUGGCCAAUGUAAAUAUUUGGGUUUGACGACUUGCAUAAGGGGUGAUUUUGGGUAUACCCUCGUUCGAAGGCGUUUUGAAAGUUUGGUGCAAUACCCCCUCCUUUUGUCUUUUAGCACGCGAUAGCGGAUACUCCCUACCUGUUCAAA
Molecule: messenger RNA, 1145 nt
Organism: Daldinia caldariorum
Lineage: Eukaryota; Fungi; Ascomycota; Sordariomycetes; Xylariales; Hypoxylaceae
Exons: 1
Coding region: 165-527 (120 amino acids)
Source: RefSeq, a predicted model, not a curated record